Durio zibethinus is the source of this 1309-nucleotide messenger RNA. Its product is annotated as MADS-box protein SOC1-like. Gene Ontology annotation, biological process: positive regulation of transcription by RNA polymerase II. Gene Ontology annotation, cellular component: nucleus. The record is from RefSeq and is a predicted model, not a curated record. NCBI's taxonomy places the organism in Eukaryota, Viridiplantae, Streptophyta, Magnoliopsida, Malvales, Malvaceae. Gene Ontology annotation, molecular function: DNA-binding transcription factor activity; RNA polymerase II transcription regulatory region sequence-specific DNA binding; protein dimerization activity.
CAAUCAGAUUUUCUUAAUUUUCUUCCUUUUUUUGGUUUCCUUCUUUUUUAAGCUUUCUGGGUUUUUUCGUAAGUAAGGCGAAGUUUGAUGAUCUCCUUUUUCACGUUUACUUUUUUAAAGCUGUGUUUUAAAUGUUUAUUGGAUUCUUGGUGUAAUCAGAACAGUUUACAGUUUAUACAAAAGAACAUUUUGCCUUGUUUUGUCUUGUUUUCAUUGAAGCAAUCAAACCAAACCACAGCAUAUCCCUCAGUUUACUCAUCUUGGCUUACAACUCUCUAUUAUUUCUCAGUUUUCUUGGCUUCUUUGUCCUCUAACAUCGUUAAAAAGAAAACAAAAAAGGGCUCUCUGGGUUUUACUCGGUUGGGUUUCUUGUUUACGUUGAAGUAUUGCUCAUUUACACUCUUAAUUUGCUUCCUUUAGCUUCUGGGGAACUGCUUUUUCUUUUCGUGGGGAAGUGAACUUUCUUGCUAUGUGUUAUGUUUUCUUAGUGUUUUUGCUGCUUUGAAUUGAUGAUAGCUUCAGUUUUUUUGCUUGAAGGUGCGGAGAUGGUGAGAGGAAAGACUCAAAUGAGGCGCAUAGAGAACGCCACAAGCAGGCAAGUGACCUUCUCUAAGCGGCGAAGUGGGUUGCUAAAGAAGGCUUUUGAGCUAUCAGUCCUUUGUGACGCUGAGGUUGCUCUUAUAAUUUUCUCCCCGAGAGGCAAGCUCUAUGAAUUUGCAAGUUCUAGCAUGCAGGAGACGAUAGAACGUUACAUGAGGCAUACGAAGGAUAAUCGAACCACACCAACUGAACAAAACAUGCAGCAUCUGAAGACUGAAUCAGCAAACAUGGUGAAGAAAAUAGAGCUUCUUCAAGUUUCAAGACGGAAACUACUAGGAGAGUGUUUGGGUUCUUGCACGCUAGAAGAACUACAACAGAUAGAACAACAGUUGGAAAGGAGCGUGAGCCGCGUAAGAGCUAGAAAGACACAAGUUUUCAAGGAACAGAUAGAGCAAUUGAAAGAAAAGGAGAAAGUCCUAGCUGCGGAAAAUGCAAGGCUUUGUGAGAAGUGUGGUACACAGCCAUGGAAAGGAUCAAACGAGAAGAAAGAGAAUGUACCAUAUGAUGAAAGCAAUCCAUGUUCGAACGUGGAGACUGAAUUGUUCAUUGGACUACCAGAAGGGAGAACAAAACGCACCCUGCAACACAACUGAUUGAUGACAACUCAUUCCACCCUUUGCAAAUAUGAAUACAAGGCAGAAAGUUCACAUAUUAAGCAUCCAGUUUGUUUGCAUUAGAUUCAAAUAAAAUUCAUAUCAGCAGAUGUAUG